Trichobilharzia szidati is the source of this 1050-nucleotide messenger RNA. The record is from the annotation of a GenBank genome assembly. Lineage: Eukaryota; Metazoa; Platyhelminthes; Trematoda; Strigeidida; Schistosomatidae.
AUGCAAGUUGAUAAUAAAGUUAUAUUUAAACCAACCAUCAGAUGUCCUCUGAUGAUUAAUCCAGAAAAAGAUGCAGAAAGAAUUAACAAAUCAAUCAAAUUAAUCGAUACUGAUGAAGAUAUCAUCAAUGAAAUACUCGGUCAUAGAAAUUUUCAACAACGUAUGGCUAUUGCAGAGGCUUAUAAACGUUUAUAUGACAAGGAUAUCACGGAACAUUUAGGCUCUGUUUUAUUAGGCGGUUAUGAUAGCCUAGUGAAAACAAUGUUUAGAAAUCCAAUGGAGAUUUUAGCCAAUGAUUUAUAUAAAGGCAUGAAGACAUUGGGUUCAAAUUAUCAAAUAAUGACCGACAUUAUCUGUUGUUGUAAUAAUACUGAAAUUUAUUUAUUAAAGAAAGCAUAUGAUAAAAUACUAAUGGCAGAAGACCCAAAAUGCUGUCGUCAGCGUUCAUUAGAAACCGAUGUUAUGAGAGAAUCAAAAGGCGCUUAUAAAUUAUUUAUGCAACAAUUGUUAAAAGGUGAACGAUGUGAAGACAGUAAAAUUCAAGUUAUUCCAACUGAAAAUACAACUGAAGAAGCUUUACACGGCGUCAAUCAACAAUUAGUUGCAGAUGACGUGAAUGAAUUAUACGAAGCAAGUGAAGGACAAGUAGGUAAAGGUGAUCCUUCCGUCUUUAUAUCAAUUUUAUCAAAACGCAGUAAAUAUCAUAUACAAGCGAUAUACAAUGCAUACUAUAAGAAAUACGGCCACCUUCUUGUGGAUGCUAUAUCACGGAAAUUUUCAAAUCCUCUUCGUACGGCAAUGAAUACUGUCAUUAUGGCGCUAAUCGAUCUGCGUUUACUACUCAUCUGUCAACUUUACUGUAGUAUGGAGGGCAUAGGAAUGAAUGAGGAUACAGUCAUUCGAAUUAUAUGUCUUCGAUGUGAGAUUGAUUUACAAAAUAUAAAAGAAUUAUAUGAAAAAUUCUUUUAUAAACCAUUAACUCAGAGUAUAGCUUCUGAAACACAAGGCGGUUUAAAGAAAUUAUUAUUAAUUCUUCUGAAUUGUGAAUAG